UAGCAUUGAUAUGUAUUUUAUAGUACUCUUUGCUUGUUACCUCGAUGGCUCGAAGCUCGAAGACAAUAUGAAUUUAGUAAAAAAAUUGAAACGAAGGAAACUAAAAACUCGAAAGUGUCUAAACGAAUUAAGAAGAAGGUUGUUGAAUGAGUCCGAUAAUGAUUUUUCAAAAAACAAAAAUUCGGUGUAUAAAAUAAAGGACUCUGAGGAAUAUGUCAACACAAAACCUAAUUCUAUGAUAAUGAGUAAUUUAUCUUUACGUUUUCUUAAAAAGGCUGUUCAAUCUGAAACAGUAACAAGACACAGUUUACAAUCAAUACAGAACUCUGCAUUAUCUAAAAAUGAUAUAACUAUUUUUAGUGAAUGUAAAUCUAGUCUGAAACAACCUCCUAUUACCUCUGACAAAAGUAACAACUCUCUUACUAAAAUUAUUACUUCAAGAGAUAAUAAUUAUGAUUUUUUUUACAAAGCUCCGCCAAAAAGCCCAUCACUUUUUAGUUCACUGAAAUCCGACAGAACAAUGAUUAGCUCUAUUGAAGGAUCUGCAUCUGACUCUGCAGAACACUUGCAUGUAACAUCACUAAAAAAUUUAAAAAAUGACAGCAAAGGUUUUGGAGACAGCCAUUUUUCAAAAUCAUCCUCUGAAAUAUUAGUUGAAGAAAAUCCAACAAACUAUAUAAAAGUGGGAUACAUCAGAGAUGCAGCUGCUUCUCAGGGGGAUAACUUAUCUACUUCCACAAGUGGCUCAAGCUCUCUGCUCUGUGUCCGCAACACCUGCCCUGGCUCCCCUGUAUACCUUGAUGAUACUCCAGAAUAUAUUUAUUAUCCACACAGACUGAAUCACUGACAUAUAACAUGGAUCUUCUUUCU
Molecule: messenger RNA, 870 nt
Organism: Papilio polytes (common Mormon)
Lineage: Eukaryota; Metazoa; Arthropoda; Insecta; Lepidoptera; Papilionidae
Exons: 2
Coding region: 11-847 (278 amino acids)
Source: RefSeq, a predicted model, not a curated record